AGGACACUUCCUUUGGGUCAGGAAUGGUUCUGUCUGGGCAGACAGGCUGGAGAGGAAGGCACUACUGUUCUUUCCUUUUUGGGUUUGUCUUUUCUGGGAGUGUCAGGAGACUGGGGUGGUGGUAGUGAUGAAAAAGGGAAGAGUCCAGGUUCGGGCAGGAGCAAAGAGAAUUUCCUAGCCAGGGUUAGGAUGUAAGCAAGCUUCGUGGCCCAGUCCUUUACUUUGUCUCUCCUAAAUCUCACCUUCCCUGGACCUGACGUCUCAUUCUUUUUUCCCUGCUCCCAGGUAUUCCUCUUGGGGAUGGUUGGUGAAAUAGGGCAUGGUAGAGAGAUCUGAGGAGUGUAGGGGUAUGGGGAUAAUGAGACCUACACACACGCGCGUGCGCGCGCGCGAGGUAAGCCUGGCUGUCAGAGAGCAGAGCUAGAAUGGGAGAGGGACCUCACUGCUAGUGGCAAAGGCAGGAAGUAGUUAGGACAGGGAGACGUGAAGGCGGACACAUAAGGGGCACAGGCCACUGGUGGGGCAGGGGAGCACCAGGCAGGGUCAGCUGCGCCAGUAGGCUGCUAGGGAUGAGGAAAGAAAAGGGCCUGAGUUUAUCCUGUCGCCAUAAAGACGAUUCUUUUUUUUUUUUUUUUCCGGUCUUUUCUAGGGCCACACCCGCAGCAUAUGGAAGUUCCCAGUCUAAUUGGAGCUGUAGCCACUGGCCUACGCCAGAGCCACAGCAACAUAGGAUCUGAGCCACGUCUGCGACCUAUGCCACAGCUCCUUAACCCACUGAGCAAGGCCAGGGAUCAAACCCGCAACCUCAUGGUUCCUGGUUGGAUUCGUCAACCACUGUGCCAUGAAGGGAACUCCAAUUAAGCGCCUCUUUAACGCCAGGUACUGUGAGACAGUAAAAAGGAUUCAUGCCUUUUUUUUUUUUUUUUUUUUUUUUUUACUUUUUAGGGCUGAACCUGCAGCAUAUGAAAAUUCCCAUGCUAGGGGUCAGAUCGAAGCUGCAGCUGCUGGCCUGUGCCACAGCCACACCAGAUCUGAGCUGCCACAGCUCAUGGCAACGCUGGAUCCUUAACCCACUGAGCGAGGCCUGGAUCGAACCCGCAUCCUCAGGGAUCCUAGUCAGGUUCGUAACCUGCUGAGGCGUAAUGGGAACUCCAAGACUCAUUUCUUUGGGGUUGGAAGUGUGGAUAAGGGGCAAGAAAGACUUUAAAACAAAUGACGGAGGUUUGGACGUGUUAUGGAAGCUCCAGAGCAGGAAAGGAAGGCGGCAGGAGAUGGCUCAGCGGAGAUGACAUUUGAGCUAGGAGAUGACAUUUGAGCUAGCCGGGAAGGUGGAAAAAGGGUCUUUAGUGUGGCCCUUCCCCCAGGUCGGCAGUUGGAGCUCAGCCCGGAGGGCCCGCUCCAUUCCGGCUCCGAUUCCCUUUCAGGCCAUUCAUCCAAGCCUGGGCCGGGAGUGGGCGGGCAGACAAUCAGACACUGUUUUAUCCCAGGCAUCGGCUGCAACCUCCCGCCCGGCGCCCACAGCGCGCGGCCGCCCGGGGAAUGAGUCCUCGGGAACGUCUGCGCCUGGGCCUCUCCCGCCUGAGCUGGAGUCGGGCCGGAGGCGGGGAGGUCUGCGCAGCGGUCAGCGAGACGCAGAAAGCACAUCCUCCGCUCCGGACCAGCGGUCCCCACAGUCCCACCCCGGCUCCGGCCCCCAGCGUUCCCGGUACUGCGACGGACCACCCUCCUCCCAGAGGCCCUAUCCUGUUGAGCCCGCAAAGACCGUGAUCUGCGCACUACAACUCCCAGAAGGCUUCGCGGCCAGGCCGCCUAGGGACCAUUGACGAAUCGCAGAGGGUGGUCCGCCUAACCAGCCUCGAGCGGACGUGGCGUAUGGCGCUGCCGGAAGUUCCGGGAAGCGGGCCGGGAGGCCGGCCCGAGCUUCCGGGUGGGUCGCGCGCCUUCCUGCGGCUAAGAUGGCGGCCGAGCAUCCCGAGCCUCCGAAAGGAGAGUUGCAGCUGCCGCCGCCGCCGCCUCCUGGGCAUUAUGGUGCCUGGGCUGCUCAGGAGCUUCAGGCCAAAUUAGCGGAGAUCGGCGCUCCAAUCCAGGGGAGUCGCGAGGAGCUGGUGGAAAGGCUGCAGACCUACACCCGCCAGACUGGCAUCGUCCUGAGUCGGCCUGUUCUGAGAGGUGAAGAUGGGGACAAAGCUGCUCCCCCUCCUAUGUCAGCCCAGCUCUCUGGGAUUCCCAUGCCACCCCCGCCCAUGGGACUCCCCCCUCUACAGCCUCCUCCACCACCCCCACCACCUCCACCUGGCCUUGGCCUUGGCUUUCCCAUGGCAGUUGGACCCCGCCCUCCAAACUUGGGCCCCCCUCCUCCUCUCCGAGUGGGUGAACCUGUGGCACUGUCCGAGGAAGAGCGGUUAAAGCUGGCGCAGCAGCAGGCGGCAUUGCUGAUGCAGCAAGAGGAACGUGCCAAGCAGCAGGGGGAUCAUUCACUGAAGGAACAUGAGCUUUUGGAGCAGCAGAAGCGGGCAGCCGUGUUACUGGAGCAGGAACGGCAGCAGGAGAUUGCCAAGAUGGGCACCCCAGUCCCUCGGCCCCCACAGGACUUGGGCCAGAUUGGUGUUCGCCCUCCUCUGGGUGCUCGAGUAGCUGCCCCGGUGGGCCCCACUCCCACUGUUUUGCCUAUGGGGGCCCCUGUUCCUCGGCCUCGUGGUCCCCCACCACCCCCUGGAGAUGAGAACAGAGAGAUGGACGACCCCUCUGUGGGCCCCAAGAUCCCCCAGGCUUUGGAAAAGAUCCUGCAGCUGAAGGAGAGCCGCCAGGAAGAGAUGAACUCUCAGCAGGACGAGGAGGAGAUGGAAACAGACACGCGCUCGUCCCUGGGCCCGUCGGCGUCAGAGACCGAGGAGGACAGCGUGUCCGUGUCCAAAAAAGAGAAAAACCGGAAGCGUCGGAACCGAAAGAAGAAGAAAAAGCCCCAGCGGGUGCGGGGGCUGUCGUCGGAGAGCUCCGGGGACCGAGAGAAGGAGUCCAGCCGGUCCCGUGGCUCCGACUCGCCCGCGGCCGAUGUUGAAAUUGAGUACGUGACCGAAGAGCCUGAAAUUUACGAGCCCAACUUCAUCUUCUUCAAGAGGAUCUUUGAGGCUUUCAAGCUCACCGAUGACGUGAAGAAGGAGAAAGAGAAGGAGCCAGAGAAGCUCGACAAACUGGAGAACUCUGCGGUGCCCAAGAAGAAGGGCUUUGAGGAGGAGCACAAGGACAGCGACGAUGACAGCAGCGAUGACGAACAGGAGAAGAAGCCAGAAGCCCCUAAGUUGUCCAAGAAGAAGCUGCGCAGAAUGAAUCGCUUCACUGUGGCUGAACUCAAGCAGCUUGUGGCUCGGCCUGAUGUUGUGGAGAUGCAUGACGUGACGGCCCAGGACCCCAAGCUCUUGGUUCACCUCAAGGCCACGCGGAAUUCUGUGCCUGUGCCCCGCCACUGGUGUUUUAAGCGCAAGUACCUGCAGGGCAAACGAGGCAUCGAGAAGCCCCCCUUCGAGCUGCCAGAUUUCAUCAAACGCACAGGCAUCCAGGAGAUGCGGGAGGCCCUGCAGGAGAAGGAGGAGCAGAAGACCAUGAAGUCCAAGAUGCGAGAGAAGGUCCGGCCCAAGAUGGGCAAGAUCGACAUCGACUACCAGAAGCUGCACGACGCCUUCUUCAAGUGGCAGACCAAGCCCAAGCUGACCAUCCACGGGGACCUGUACUACGAGGGGAAGGAGUUUGAGACACGGCUGAAGGAGAAGAAGCCAGGCGAUUUGUCUGAUGAGCUGCGGAUUUCCUUGGGGAUGCCAGUAGGACCAAACGCACACAAGGUCCCUCCCCCGUGGCUGAUCGCCAUGCAGCGCUACGGGCCGCCCCCGUCGUACCCCAACCUGAAGAUCCCGGGGCUGAACUCGCCCAUCCCCGAGAGCUGUUCCUUCGGGUACCAUGCUGGUGGCUGGGGCAAACCCCCAGUCGAUGAGACCGGGAAACCCCUCUAUGGGGAUGUGUUUGGAACCAAUGCUGCUGAAUUUCAGACCAAGACUGAGGAAGAGGAGAUUGAUCGGACCCCUUGGGGGGAGCUGGAGCCGUCGGAUGAAGAAUCUUCAGAAGAAGAGGAAGAGGAGGAGAGCGAUGAAGACAAGCCGGAUGAGACAGGCUUCAUCACCCCUGCAGACAGCGGCCUCAUCACUCCCGGAGGCUUCUCGUCCGUGCCGGCAGGAAUGGAGACCCCUGAACUCAUUGAGCUGAGGAAGAAGAAGAUUGAGGAGGCGAUGGACGGAAGUGAGACACCGCAGCUCUUCACUGUGUUGCCGGAGAAGAGAACAGCCACCGUUGGAGGGGCCAUGAUGGGAUCGACCCACAUCUAUGACAUGUCCACGGUUAUGAGCCGGAAGGGCCCAGCCCCCGAGCUGCAAGGUGUGGAAGUGGCCCUGGCACCCGAAGAGUUGGAGCUGGAUCCCAUGGCCAUGACCCAGAAGUAUGAGGAGCACGUGCGGGAGCAGCAGGCCCAAGUGGAGAAAGAGGACUUCAGCGACAUGGUGGCUGAGCAUGCUGCCAAGCAGAAGCAAAAGAAACGGAAAGCUCAGCCCCAGGACAGCCGUGGGGGCAGCAAGAAAUAUAAGGAGUUCAAAUUUUAGGUCCCCUCACACGCCCGGCCCUCCUUUAGGCCCUUUGCCGGACACCUGGGCUUCGCACAUGGAUACCCAAGAGCCAGCUCUCCUGUUACUCCCCAGGGCUUGUCCUUUCAGGUUCAUGUUCUUAUUUUAGACCUGUUUUGUAAAUAAAGCUGUUUCCCAAGGAAAGAGAUGAACAUUUAA
Molecule: messenger RNA, 4823 nt
Organism: Sus scrofa (pig)
Lineage: Eukaryota; Metazoa; Chordata; Mammalia; Artiodactyla; Suidae
Gene: SF3B2
Product: splicing factor 3b subunit 2
Cellular component (GO): nucleus; U12-type spliceosomal complex
Source: RefSeq, a predicted model, not a curated record